AUGAAGAUUCUAGCAGAAGCUGAGAAUGAAAGUCAGAAUUGGAGCAACCUUGGACUUGAAAACCUGUUUCCUGCAACUGCAGACUCACCAUCUCCCUCGGUUAAAGAAUUUGUCAACGGCUACCAUGUCUUGCAAGAGAUGGGAUUCUCGGCGAACAAUGUUGCAGAAGCAUUGCUGAUGUAUGACAAUGACGCGGAUAAGGCAUUGGCACACUUCCUCGGCGGCUCACCUUGA
Messenger RNA from Thlaspi arvense, 234 nucleotides. NCBI's taxonomy places the organism in Eukaryota, Viridiplantae, Streptophyta, Magnoliopsida, Brassicales, Brassicaceae. The record is from the annotation of a GenBank genome assembly.